Erinaceus europaeus (western European hedgehog) is the source of this 3670-nucleotide messenger RNA. RefSeq names its product CACN subunit beta associated regulatory protein (gene CBARP). The transcript has 9 exons. Gene Ontology annotation, molecular function: transmembrane transporter binding. Gene Ontology annotation, cellular component: plasma membrane; secretory granule. NCBI's taxonomy places the organism in Eukaryota, Metazoa, Chordata, Mammalia, Eulipotyphla, Erinaceidae. Bases 582 to 3245 code for a protein of 887 amino acids. The record is from RefSeq and is a predicted model, not a curated record. Gene Ontology annotation, biological process: negative regulation of calcium ion-dependent exocytosis; negative regulation of voltage-gated calcium channel activity.
CUCGCUAUGCUGACGUCUGCGCCCCGCCCCCGCGCCCCCCUCUCCCGCCACCCGGGCCCCGCCCGGUGACAGCCCCCGCCCGGCCGGCCGGGAGGGACCGUGGGACCCCCAGAGUGUCCGAGGGCCGCGUGUCCCCAGCGAGCCUCCAGCUCCCGCACCCAUCGGGAGACCUGACCCCAAUUCCCAAUGGGCCCCGUCCCCGUGCCGCCAGGCGGGGCACCCCGGGGAGCAGCCCCCGCGCACCCCCGCCUGGCCUGACCCGGGUCCCAGUGGAGGCCUCAGGGGCUCCCCACGCAACGCUUCGCGGGGUCAGGUCCCCCAACCUGAGGGCGGCCCGCCCGCAAGACCCGCACCCCGAACGGCACCCUGGCGCCGUGGCCUGGAGUGGGGGCCCCUCCCCACCGCAGGGGCGCUCUUCGGGGCCAGCUGCCCCCCAACAGGGUCCCCGCCCCCUAUCCCCCGGCUGGCUGCGGGCUGCGGGCUGCGGGGCCCGCCCACCCCACCCUGCUUCCCGGGGCGCGCCCCUGGCCCCUUUGCUGGGGUCACCCCCAGUCCUCUGGGCCUCCGGGCUGGGGGUGAGGAUGCGACAGGCGGGGGUGCAGGGACCCGCUGCGUCCGUGCGGGCACCCCAGGGAGACGGGGGCGCGGGGGCAGGUGGGAGCGCGUGGCGGGCCGAACCCGGAGCUGGGGGAGGCCCGGAGAGGCCACCCGACCUCCCUCGGUGCCGGGCGGGUGGGGACACUGGCCCGCCACCCGCAUCGUGCCCUGUGCGGGAGGGAGGCGGGCGCCCCGGACCCCUGGGACCCGCAGCCGCCCAGGGGGCGCCCCGCCCAGGCCCCGCCUCCCGCCCCCACCGGAAGGCCCGGGAGGCGGCGGCGGGCGCGCGCGGCGGCGGCUGCGGCCGGGACCGGGCGGCACCGGCGGCAUCGAGCGGGUCGUUGCGGGCCCGCCGCCAACGCGGUCACGUGCGCGCCCCCUGCGCCCGCCGCCCCCGCCGCGCCGCGCCGCGCGCCCCAUUCAUAAAUUCCCCGCCCGCCGCCGCGCUCGGGCUCGGGGCCGGGGCUCGGGAGCAGCGCCGCCGCCCAGGGCCGCCCAGGCCCGGCCGCCGCCGCCGCCGCCGCCAUGCAGCCCACCGCCACCGUGGCCACCGAGGCCGCCACCGCCACCGUGGCCCCGACCGCGACAUGGGACAACGCCACGGGGCCCACCGUGAGUGCGGGGCGCGGAGGGGGGCGCGGGGAGGGGCGCCGGCACCCGCCCACCUGCCGCCCCCCCAGGCCGAGCCCGACCCGGCGCUGGACCGCUCGGCGCUGCUGCUGCUGCUGCUGCUCGCGCUGCUAGCGGCCGGCUCGCUCGUCGUGCUGGCGGGCGCGCUGCUGCUGGGCCGCCGCUGCUGGGCCGGGCGCCGCCCGCACAGAGCCCUGGAGGAGCUGGAGAAGGGUACUGGCGCCUACCUGGACCCAGGCCCGCACGCCGCCCCAGCUACCCGGCACGCACCCGCAUCCGCCCACUGUGUCCUGGCAGAGCCAGAGUGCCCCGAGGACGCGGAGACCGAGCGCUUCCUGUCCACCAGCAGCACUGGGCGCCGCGUGUCUUUCAACGAGGCCGCCCUGUUCGAGCAGGGCCACAAGGCGCAGGACAAGGGCCGCCGGUACACCUUGACAGAGGGCGACUUCCACCACCUGAAGAAGGCCCGUCUCAGUCACCUGCACCUGCCGCCCCUGAAGAUCGUCACCAUCCACGAGUGUGACCCCGGAGAGGCCGCACCCCACGCCGCAGCCCCGCCCAAGGCCAUCUUCCAGCCCGCGGGCAAGGCCCUCACCGGCCGCUCCGGGGGCCCCAGCUCCGCCCUGCCAGGUGACCCCUACAACUCUGCCGCGGGCAGCAGCACCGACGUGCACGUCAGCCCCUCGGCGUCCAGCGGCUCCGGCGACGCCUCCUCGCUGGACUCGGCCCGGAGCCGCAAACCUGGUGGGCCGGGGGCCUCGGGGCCCGGGGAGGGGAGCCCCAGCGCGGGCGCGGGGCCCGUCCUGCAGUUCUUCACGCGGCUGCGGCGCCACGCCAGCCUGGACGGCGCCAGCCCCUACUUCAGGGUCAAGAAGUGGAAGCUGGAGGCCAGCCAGCGGGCCUCCAGCCUGGACACACGGGGCUCCCCAAAGCGCCACCAUUUCCAGCGGCAGCGAGCGGCCAGCGAGAGCACGGAGCCCGAGGGGGACACGCUCAAGUACAUCCGAGGCCUCCCGGCCCCCGCCGGCCCGGCCCCCGCGCUCCGCAGGCUAGUGUCGGCGGAGGCGGGAGCCGCGGGGGGAGCCAGCCCCGAGUUUCCCCCCGACAGCGGUGGCCUGGGGUUGGAGCCGCAGGCACGGCAGGAGGAGUCUGAGGACGGCGAGCGGGAGGCGGGCCCCGAGCCCCCCCAGACCCCGGUGCAGGACAUCUGGAGCCUUCGUGCCUCGCUGGAGCUGCACGCCGCCUCCUCCGACCACAGCAGCAGUGGCAACGACCGUGACUCGGUGCGCAGCGCCGACAGCUCCGGCUCCGGCGGUCCGGCGCCUGCCUUCCCGCCCGCCUCACCUCCCGCCCCACCCCUGCCGCGCACCACAGGCCCCGAGGGCGACACGGGGCCCCGCCGCCUGCUGCAGAUGGACAGCGGCUACGCCAGCAUCGAGGGCCGGGGCGCGGGCGAGGACGGGCCCCUGGGCGCCCCCGACCGGCGCUGCUCCGUGCCCGACACCCCCGCGCCGCCCAGCAGCCCCCACGCCUGGCCCCGCCGCCCGCGCCGCGACUACAGCGUGGACGAGAAGACCGACGCCCUCUUCCACGAGUUCCUGCGCCACGACCCGCACUUCGAUGGCGCCCCGCAGCCGCGCCACCGCGCGCGCGCCCACCCGCACCCCCGCAAGCAGUGGCCGCGCGGCCGGCAGCACAGCGACCCGGGGGCUCGCCCCGCCGCCCCUCCUGGGGCCCCCCGCGCCUCCCGCGCGCCCCUGCGCCGCGGCGACAGCGUCGACUGCCCGCCCGACGGCCGCCUGCCCGACGACCCCGCGGGGGCCACCAUCACAGUGAUCGAGGAGGAGCCGGGCGGGGGCUGCCCGGGCGCGGGGCCCCGAGAGCCGCUGCUGGACAAGCUGGCCGUGCGCCUGGACGACUCCAUGUUCCCCGCACGCCUUGGGGCGCCCGCUGCGGCACCUGCACCCGCACUGGCCGUGGCGCCCGCGCCCACAUCUCCGGACCACAGCCCGGCCUAGCCAGCAGUUCCUGCCCUCCCGGGAUGGCACCAGCGCACAGGGUACCUGGGGUCGCACGCACAACCAUGGGAGACCCAUUCCAGGACCACGGAGGACCCGGCCAACUAGCGAGUACAGGCUCGGACCCAGGCCCAGGGCAGCCUGCCCCGACCUCGGAGCUGCUACCUCGGGGCAGUGCUCAGACACAGCCCACGCCGCCGCCCCUCCGAGCAAUAACCGCCGCCCGCCCUGCCCCGCAUGCCGGCGCCCCGCCCCUGCCGCCCUGGACUUGAGGGCGGCCACCCAGGCCCAGGCUCUGAAGGCCCAGGUCCCAGCCCCAGCUUUAUUUAUUGCCAAAAGCCCAGCAGCCGUGCUCCGCAGCUUCACGCUGGCCCCUGGGCUGCGUGUUCGGUUCCCGGUUGAGAUAAAUAUUUACCGCACACUCA